Adineta ricciae is the source of this 3300-nucleotide messenger RNA. Lineage: Eukaryota; Metazoa; Rotifera; Eurotatoria; Adinetida; Adinetidae. The record is from the annotation of a GenBank genome assembly.
AUGGAAGAAAAUGUCAAGAAUGAAGAUGGAACAACUGCAUCCGAAUCUGACGAACCUCUUGUUGAAGUUGACAGUGAGUUUAAUAAUGAUUCACUUACAAUUGAAAAGAGACUUCGUGUUCAAGACUUUUACCUUCUUCGCGACCGAUUUAAUCGCGCGAUAGUUGAUGUUUCCGAUAUUGCGAAUGAAACUAAACCGACAAGUGAACGAUUAGCGGGUACAUUAAAUAAAGAAGAAUUCAUCGAAUCAUUUCAUUCAGUACUCGAUCUGAAUAUAUAUGGCAAUCAGUUAGAGAAACUAUUUGAAAAACUCAAUUCGAAAGAAUCAGGAUUGAUCAACUGGAAUGACUUCUGUGCAUACAUGCUUCAAUUUUAUCAAGAAGAAGACUAUGCAAAUGCACUUCGAACAUCACCAUUUAAUAGUGAACCCAAAAUUCGACAUAUUCCUCAUAAUAAACUGGAAUUAUCUGCGAAAGUUCUUCAUUUAGACAGUCCUGUGAAGUUUAUCAAUAUAAGUAAAGAGGGUUAUCUGGGCUUAUGGACAACUAAUCUCAACUUAGAAAAGACUUAUUCUGCUGCCGAGGAAAUAGACGAUGCAGCAACAACGAAUAUAGCUGGAAGUGGACAAUCGCGUCGACGUGCGGGAAUGUGGAUUACAGAUGCAGUUUAUAUGCCAGAUGCGCAUAAGCUGGUUCUGGCAUCGACAAGUCGAGAUUUAAGAUUUUUUACGAUUUCAACUGAAAUCUUUCUCGAAGAAUAUGUUUUAUUUGGAGUGAAAAAUGUACCGACUUGUCUGGACUACCAUCCAGUUCGUACGAACAAUAGCACAGAAUCAGCGUUGAUUUUUGGAGAUGACUGUGGUUCGAUUCAUGUUUUAUAUUUUAAGAAACCGAGUAAUUAUCUUUUUGAUCCUGCUCGGAAAAAAACCGAUUUGAAGAAAGCGGACAAAGCGUCAUCACAUAGCGUUCAACGGAUAUUUUGGGAUGAAUUGAAAGACCACGAAAAAUUCGUUCGAUACUAUUGUAUGGGACCGAUACAUGAAGAAUAUGUUCGCAAAAUUCUCUACAUUCCGCACAACGAUUCGAUAAUCGCAUCAAGUGGGGACAGUCGCAACUCGUUAAUUAUAACUACAGUCAAUAAAAUUAAAAAACCAUACAUAUUUCGAUUGUACAAAGGUUGUGAAUGUUUUGAUUACAAUCACCAAUUGAAUAUUCUCAUUACGGGUGGUGCUGAUUAUCGUGUACGAAUUUGGAAUCCAUAUGUUACACAAAAGAAUACAGCUAUGUUAGAGGGACAUCAUGCUGCUGUCAUCGAUGUACGAAUUAAUGAACGUUUAGCACAAUGCUAUACAUUUAGUAAAGACGCCGUGGUCAAAGCUUGGGAUUUGAAAGAAAUGUUUUGUCUUCAAACUAUUUGCGUUCGAUUUCCAAGCACGCUGGGCGGAAAGACACCUAGUUUUGGUCUUUUUCCAAUGGAUCUAUAUUUAAACCGAUCGAAUCUUUUUGCGGAUAGUCUUCCUGGAGGUUUAAUCUUGGCUUGUAAUGAUUACAUAUGCCUAAUGAAAUUAGGGCAGGAUACAUCUAAAGAUCGUAAUCUCGUAGAAACUCAUUCAGCUCCAGUCAGCUGUGCUGUCUACAAUCCUAAACUCAAACAUUUAAUCACCUGUGCAGAUAAUUCAAGUAUUGGCGCAUGGGAUAUUGAAUCUGGUCGAAAAGCUUAUAUGGUUCUUGAUGCACACGACGGCGAAGAAAUUACAAGUAUUGCCAUCGAUCGAGCGUGUCGAAAACUUGCUACUGGCGCUCGAAAUGGUGUUAUUAAAAUCUGGAAUAGUGCCAACGGCCAAAGUCUUCAUAUAUUGCCAAGCGUCGAAGAUGCUGAAAUCACAGGCAUACUAUUUGCUGACAAAGACAUCAUUACAGUUGGUUGGUCAAGAAAAAUCGUAAAAUAUCCGCAUUUUGUCUCCGACGAAAAAAUUGAUGAUCAGACCGAUACUAUCGAGGUUGUGCUACCAAAGGCUGAUCUAUCAUGGCGUGGUUCGCAAAUACAUCGUGAUGAUAUCUUGUGUUUGGAACAUUUAUUGCCGAUUAGUAAUCUUAUGUGUACAGCGUCAUAUGAUGGAGAAAUCAAUGUGUGGAGUACAGAUACAGAAAAACUGACUAUAUGCUUGCGAAAAGCACCAACAGGAGAACUUCGUCGAGAACCAUCAAAUUAUCGUCGAUCAUCAUCACGUCGUUCCAACAGACAAGGACCUGUACCAGUUGAUAAACUUCUAUUCCUUCGACAUCGUGCAAAAGAAAAUAUGAGACUAGGUACAUUGAUAUCGAGUGAAGCUGGCGACCUUCAUUGUUGGUCGCUGUACAGCGAACGAAAGGACAUGGGAAUUUUUUAUGGUGCAUCGAAACCAGGUGAAUCCAUCUUAGCUAUGGCUAGUGAUGCGACAAAUCGAUAUUUGAUUUGUGGUGAUACACUCGGUGAAUUGCGUAUUUGGAAUAUAGAAGAUUACUGUUGUACUUUGACAGCACCGAUUCCAUUCGAAUCGAAAGCACCACCGCUCGUCCAUUCUUGGCGAGCACAUGAAACACCCAUUAUCUUUUGCGAAUGGACAGAUUAUAAAGGACAAGGAGAUUUUAUCAUAACUGCAUCGACCGAUCAUACAGCACGAUUGUGGACAAUGAAUGGAGAACAACUAGGAAUUUUCGGGCAGAAACAGUUGUGGGAUAUUGAAGGACUUUUUGUAUCAAAAGUAACUGACGAAGAUGAACAAAACGAAGGAGAAACUACCGAAACUUUGGAAAGCAAUCCAAAAGUCGAAACCAAACCCGCAACAAACAACGGAAAAACAGCUUUACAAAUUCCAGAGAUCACUAUCAGCAAAGACGAUAACGACAAUCGAACUUUACCUCCAAUAAACAAUCAAACACCUAAAUCACGUCGACCAUCAGAGAACGUGCUAUCUGCAUCAAAGACCUCAGCACUACAACAAUUAUCCGUCGGAUUGGGUAUCACGGUGGAAAGAGAAUUGAAUCAACAAAAAUUAACUCGACAAGAACGGCGUCAUCGUUUCAAAGAUAUUGAUAACCGUCAUUUAGUGAAGGGUGGUGUCUGUUUUACCCCAUUUGCUUUACUUUCCACUCAGGAUGUGGAUGAAGCAGCAGCAAAUACGAAUUAUCAAAUGAAACCUAUUGUUUUCGAUGAUUUCUAUAAACAUACAAAAGACGAUGGAAACCCCACAUCUUCAGUUUCAUCGAAAAAUCGACUUGUUUUGCCAUCGAUCACAACCCGUCAGCAAACGCCAACAUAA